Messenger RNA from Entamoeba histolytica HM-1:IMSS, 1362 nucleotides. RefSeq lists its product as uncharacterized. The record is from RefSeq and is a predicted model, not a curated record. The coding region runs from base 1 to 1362 and encodes 453 amino acids. The transcript has a single exon. Lineage: Eukaryota; Evosea; Mastigamoebida; Endamoebidae.
AUGGAAGAAUCUACAUCUAACAAUAAAGACGUAGGUUUGUUUCAGGGAAGUAGUCAAUUUACAUUAAUUCAAAACGUUAUUACAGAGAUUAUGUGUUUUUUAGUUGGAAUAUCAUUCAAUUAUCUCAGUGAAGUUUUAUAUUCAACAACAAAUGAUAUGGGAACAUUAAUGGGAGAUAUUUCAUUCAUAUAUUCGUUACCUUUAACAAUAUCAUUUUCAAAUAUUAUAACUGUUAUUUCAUUAAUACUAUUUACUAGUGCCUUUCAAAAAUAUCCAUUAUUUCUUUUAGCAGUUAUUUCUCUUAUUGGACAAAUCAUUAUUUCUAUUGGCAUUACUCCAUCUUUACCUUUGAUUUAUGAAGCACAUGCCUCUUAUUCUACGCCAACAGAAAUAACUGUAUUAACAAUAUGUGCACUUGCUCAUGGAAUUUUUUCAGCUUUUAAUUUUGCAUCAUUUUUACAUAUAUCAUCAUUACUAUCACAUUUUCAUUUAAUUUUGUACAUAGUAGGAAUGAAUACUGGACCUAUGUUAUCAUCCUUUUUAGAUUAUUUUGGGUAUUUUGUUGGUGGAUGGAAAAGUAAUAUGGAUUAUGUUUCUAUGAUGUUAGUGUUAAUACUUAUUGAAAUAGGGUCAUUAUGUUUGAUGAUAUUUUGUUAUUGUUACAUUAAACCUUUUAGAAAGGUUAUUAAAAUUGAGCCAACUAGUCUUGUUGUCAAAAAUGGUGUUGUACUUACACAGUGGCAUAAAAUGAAAAUUUUAUUAACCUCUUCAUUUGAUGAAAUGAAAGAGGUUGUUGUUAAUUUAAAAUACCAAGUAACAUCACUGUUAAUGGUAUAUCUAACUUCAAAUAUAUUAUAUCCAGGGAUGUUUAUUUAUUAUCAUAUCAGUGCUUCAAACCAAUUAGAUAAAAAUAAUGAUAACUAUACUUUUUUAAUGAAAAACAUCUCAAUUAUUUACACUGGGUCAUGCGUUAUUGGAAGUUUAUUUACUUUUCUUCCAUCACACAUAUCAAAAAAAACAUUAUUAGCUGCAAGUGUUUUUAGGUUAUUUGUAAUUACUACACUAACGUCUUUAAUAUCUCAAGGAGGAAUGGUAGUAGUUAAACAAUAUGGUAGUCAAUCUACCUCUCUUAUUGUGAAUAAAGUUCAUUUGCUGUUAUUUGUUUUAAUGAGCCUUAGUUCUGCAAUUAUUGGAAUAACACAGGGAUAUAUUACAUCAAUAUGUUUCAUUUCAAUGAUUAAACGAGCAGAGGAACGUGUAGCAACUUAUGUAAUGCUCUUGUCUGUAUCAUUAAUUUCAUUCAUCGGAACAGUGAUACAAAUUAUUUUAGUACUAUCCUUUUCAUCUUUAUUUGACUUUUAA